UGUGGAUUUGUGUCUGGGACCAGGUAAAGUGGAGCAUGGGAGAGGAACCAGCUCUGUCUCAGUCACAGGAGACGGCUCAGCCUGCUCAAAGGGGCAGGAAAAGAAAGACGGUGGCCGAGAAGCUUGCAAAUAAAAGGCGAAAGGACAGAGCCAGGUCUAAAACGAGAAUCAACAUCGGUUCAGCUUUUCAGCGCUGGCGACGGCUGAGGGAGCUCAGAGGAUUCCAGAGUGAUAGCAUGCUCGCCGUUUUUCUGCUGGAAAGGUAUAGGUGGGCUCCAUCAAAUUUAAUGACACUGAAACACACAUUACUGAGACCACAUCCCUCCCCACAUGGAUCCGCUGUUGCUUCAGAGUCUCGUUCCAAACAAAAUGACUGUUCUCCAGUGGCUCCUGAAGUCAUACGUGAGCUGUUCGAAGAAAAGAUGGCAGAGUAUGAGAAGAAACUUCGUCGUUUGAAAGAAGAAAACCAGCGUCAACACAAACUUCUGGAGGCUGUUUUCAACCCUGAAAUCCAGUUAGAAACUGCAGACAUCCAGCAGCUGAUGGUGAGAAAAGGAAAGGUUCUCCCUGAGCAGCAGGAGAGGAGCUCCAGUCGGAAACAGGAGGAUCCACCAGAAUUGGCACACAUUAAAGAGGAACAGGAGGAACUGUGGAUCAAUCAGGAGGGAGAGCAGCUUCAAGGAGCGGAGGAGGCUGACAUCAACAUGUUCACAUUCACACCCAUCCCUGUGAAGAGUGAGGAAGAAGAUGGAGAGAAACCUCAGACCUCACAACUUCAAGAAAACCAAAGUGGAGAGAACAGAGACACAGAGUAUUUAAAAACAGAAGCUGAAGAGGACUGUGGAGGAUCAGAAGGAGAUGGGUACUUUAAUCUAGACAGUAAUUUACAGCCAGCUACUCCUAAAGAGACUUCCGACCCCUCUGGGUCUGAGACUGAUGACAGUGCUGAUUGGAAGGAGAGUGAUGAACCUCAGGAAAGUGUAAACCCUCUGCAGAAUGAGGGCAUAACUGUGAAUGAUAUGAUAUUUAACACUGGAGACACAUUAGUUGGCUCCUCUGAAUGUGCUCCAACCUUUGGACAAAAGAUACACAUAGGAAUCCAAACAGAUAAACCAUUAUAUAAAAGAUACCCUCGUAAUUUAUCAAACAAACCUUUUAGCUGCUCAGUUUGUAAGAAAAAGUUUAACUGGAGAACAGAGAUGAUGAAGCACAUGAGAGUCCACUCAGGAGAGAAACCAUUUAGCUGUUCAGUUUGUGGUAAAAUAUUUUCUCUCCAAGGAAAUCUGCAGAAACAUGCAGUUGUCCACACAGGGGAGAAACCGUUUAGUUGUUCAGUUUGUGGUAAAGGGUUUACUUCACAUGGAAACUUGAAGACUCACCUUGCUAUCCACACAGGGGAGAAACCGUAUGUCUGUUCAGUGUGUGGUCUUGCGUUCACACGAAAAGGAACUCUGCAAAGACACUCUGUUGUCCACACUGGGGAGAAACCAUUUAGCUGCAGUGUUUGUGAUAGAAGAUUCAGUCAGCCGCUGAGUUUAAAAAAACACAGGUGUUUUUUAGUAAGAGGAGAAAAAAAUAAGUGAAACUUCAAGUUUCUCAUUAGUGUUGGUUCUGUAUGAUCUGGCAGAGUUUGAAAAUGUAUCCGGAGUCAGUAGGCUUUCCUCGUGUUUAACUUUUAACUUAAAACCCCAUUUCUAAAAAAGUUAGGAUGCUGUUUAAAAGGUAAUAACUGGAACUAUUGCCUCACAGUUCCAUGGCUCCACAAGGUGUUCAGUUGCCCAAUGAUGGGAGUAGUGGCUUAAGAAGGUGUUUCUAAGAAGUUACAAUAUGGUCACAGUGACCUCCCAAUAUGUACAGUCACAGUGAGUGACCCUUGAUCUCUGAAAUCUAAUCCUUUCUCUCUCAGCCUAGCUGAAGUUUUGUGCCAAAUUUGACAAAAAUCUGUUGAUGUGGUCUUGAAAUAUGUGCUUGUAAGAAUGGAGAUCACCAUGACUAUGUCCUUGUAGCUUCAGUUCAUCCUUGAGUCAGAGUGAACAUUUUUGCAAUGUUUUAAGAAAAUCCCUAAAAGUGUUCUUGAUAAAUCGCUUUCACUAGAAUGGUCUGGAUGGAUGUACUUUCUCUGUUUUCAAAUGUUGAAACAGAGAAAUAUAUUUUUCAACUACAUACCCAAUUUGAAUUUGUGCGUAGCAACAUGUUAGAGCUGCUCAGUUAUGGGGAAAACAUCAUUACCAUGGUUAUUGUGAUUGAUAUUAAGAUCAUUGUUAAUUAACAAGAUUGCUAACUGAUUUUACUCCUGUAUCUGUGUGAAUUUCAAAUAUUCAGGCCUCAGUAAAUUGUUGUUUUGCCUUGAGAGGCAGCUACAGCAUUGUAACAAACAAUGUGAAAAAAUGUCUGUUUUAUUCAUUUCUUGAGGACUGAUUAUAUACAGAAAAGGUUAAAGAAAUGUGAACUAAGUUAUGGUAAAUGCUAGUCAAUAAAACAAUCACUCUUCAUUUUAUAGGUUAUUAUCAUGCCUUACAGCAUUUGUUAAAGUUAUAGCAGGGAUCUCAGGAAAACAAUAUUCUUUAAUUUCAAAGUAAGCAUGCACUGAAAGAGUCAGAGAUGGAGGAGGAGAGUAAAUUCGUAUCACCCUAGCCUGAUGGUUUAAAUAAUUAAAAUAGUGUACACAAAAAGCUGUUGUGAUUUAUCUUCAGAGACCCUGUAUGUACA
This is a messenger RNA of Cheilinus undulatus (humphead wrasse), 2709 nucleotides long. RefSeq names its product zinc finger protein 16-like. The coding region runs from base 36 to 1583 and encodes 515 amino acids. Lineage: Eukaryota; Metazoa; Chordata; Actinopteri; Labriformes; Labridae. The transcript has 4 exons. Gene Ontology annotation, cellular component: nucleus. The record is from RefSeq and is a predicted model, not a curated record.